Molecule: messenger RNA, 1100 nt
Organism: Gloeophyllum trabeum ATCC 11539
Lineage: Eukaryota; Fungi; Basidiomycota; Agaricomycetes; Gloeophyllales; Gloeophyllaceae
Product: tetrahydrobiopterin biosynthesis enzymes-like protein
Exons: 3
Coding region: 22-789 (255 amino acids)
Biological process (GO): folic acid-containing compound metabolic process
Cellular component (GO): cytoplasm
Molecular function (GO): dihydroneopterin aldolase activity
Source: RefSeq, a predicted model, not a curated record
GACAAGGAUUUGCACUCUGAAAUGACUGACAAGGUCUUUGUCGAAUCUUUAUCCCUCUCAGCGAACAUAGGCCCGGACUGGUGGGGGCGACCUCGCGAGCAACCCGUUCUCAUCAGCGUCUAUCUGACCCUCCAACCCUCGUCUUUGGACCGUACAGCCGAAACGGACGAUGUAAGCGAUACGGUGAACUACGGAACACUCAGCAAGACGGUGACACAGCGUGUGGAGGAAGAGUUCAAGGAUCAGCUCCGCAGUCAUGGAUUGCAUGGCGUGGCAGCUGCUGUGACACACACAGCGACUGCGCUCGCGGGUGGCAAGGCAUUGGAAGUGAAGGUCCGGGUCGAAGCUCCCAAAGCUAUCCUGUUAGCAGACGGACUCGCCUUGGAGACUGUGUGGGAGGUCGAUGCCGAGAGCGGUCAGUCAGACUUAGGAUCGCUGAAGAAGAGGAAAGUUCUCGUCAAGGACCUGAUCUUGGCUGUUAUCAUCGGAGUGAAUCCGCCGGAACGGGAAGCUAAACAGAGGGUCAUCCUCAAUCUGGAGUUUGAAGAAGCCCUGGGCACAGGCGCUUUCGGGGACUACCCCAGUGUAAUAACGGAUAUAACUCAGGCCUUGGAAGCCUCGUCCUAUCUCACACUGGAGAAGUUCGCGAUGCAAGCAGUCCGGAUUGGUUGUUUAUCAUCCGAGCAUGUCCACUCGGUAACGGCCAGAGCGCAGAAACCGAGUGCCAUCUCCUUCGCCCACUCGUCCGGCGUGGAAAUCACUCGACCCAGGGCACAUUUCCUUCGUUAGGACGUACAUUGCGGCCGGGCGUGUAUUCCUGGUAGUAAAACCGAUGUGCCGACUGACCGCCCAGUAUCGUAUGAGGUAGGCGAGCGCGGUAAACAAGAUCAGUUUUCUGGCGGGUUCGAUGAUGCCAUGAACAUUGUUACAAGAGAGGUUCAUGAAGAUGUACAGUAUACGUAUAACCCAUCGACCUUUUUCCACCGCGUGCCAAGAGCCUAUUCUGCGCGUUCAUCGCACGAUGACUAUGUACUUAUCACCAAACAUACCUAUUGACGUCGUCCACGAGGCCCGGGCUCGGAGCCCUCUGGAGUACCUUC